CACCCUUUCCUCUUUCCAACUUUCAUCUAGGAAACGGUUGCUAUGAUAACGCAUCCUCGUCUCUCUUUCUCAGAGACUUGGUUUUCAUUUGAGACCAACCUCAUGAAGGAAGCCAUUGGAUGUGUGACAUAUUGGUGAGUCUUUGGGUGCCAUCGACAUGGGUUGUCUAUUUUCGCUCUUCACUCAUGGAUAUUGCGCCAAAGUGGAUGAUGCCAAGGCAUUGAGCAAGAAAAUUGACAAGGAGAUUCUCCUGGAACUGAAAAAUGAACCGGAUGAAAUCGAAAUUCUGUUAUUGGGUGCCCCGGAGUCGGGCAAAUCCACCAUUUUGAAACAAAUUCGAAUCAUUUACAAAUCGGAUUACACCUUAGAGGAACGCCUUAUGUUCAAGCCCAUCGUGUAUGCCAAUGCUCUUCAAAGCAUGUCAAUCAUCCUUCAUUCUUUGGAGCGUUUAGGGAUUGAGCUGGACUCUGAGCAAGUCGAAUACGACGCCUACCAAUUCUAUCAGCUUCUCGAGCAAAAGACUUGCCAUUCUCAUAUCUUGGUCGAGGACGUGAAAGUCACUCCCGAUUUGGCGGGGAUCAUGGCUCGAUUAUGGAAAGAUGCGGGCGUCCAAAGGGCCUUCAUUCAAGCCAAUCAGUUUCAGUUAUCGGACUGUGCGUCGUAUUUUUUGGACAACAUCGGGCGAUUGGGCGAGGCCAACUAUAUUCCCAGCGCUCAGGAUAUCUUGCACACGCGGGUCAAGACCUGCGGGAUAGUGGAGGUGAAAUUUCUCAUCAAGGACAUGAUGUUCCGGCUCCACGAUGUGGGUGGCCAACGGUCGGAGCGGAGGAAAUGGUUGAGUCUGUUCGAUUGCGUGCACGCCGUGGCGUUUUGUGUGAAUCUGGUGGAUUACGAUAACGUUGUGAUAUGGGAAGAGGAGCCAUCCAAUCGAAUGCUGGAAUCACUCAAACUCUUUGGCGCCAUUGCCAACAGCAAGGUGUUCAUCGAUGCCGUCAUGAUCUUAUUCCUGAACAAAACCGAUUUGUUUCAAAGGAAGUUGACCCGCGUUCCUUUGGUCACCACUUUCCCUGAUUACAAUGGGCCCAACGGGGAAUUUGAGAGUGCCGCUCAAUUCAUCUCGAAGAAGUUCAAGGGACAAAAGAAAUCCGUUCCCCCCGCUUAUUCGCAUUUGGUCUGUGCCACAGACACCGACAACAUGAAAUUAGUCAUCAAUGCCGUCACGGACAUGCUCAUCAAGAACUUUUUGAAAGAUUGUGGAAUUUACUGAUCCGAUCACAACACAUUGUUCGCAUUCUCUUAGAAGCAGACCAACAACCACGGCAGUGACUACAAUACUUUGCUAUAAGAACAAGAACAACAAGAAAUACCACCACCAUCACAUACAGUACUCUAGCGGGUGCAAAUAAAAUCAAACCCAUGGCCUCUGUAU
Messenger RNA from Tigriopus californicus, 1429 nucleotides. Its product is annotated as guanine nucleotide-binding protein G(i) subunit alpha-3-like. Bases 158 to 1267 code for a protein of 369 amino acids. Gene Ontology annotation, biological process: adenylate cyclase-modulating G protein-coupled receptor signaling pathway. The record is from RefSeq and is a predicted model, not a curated record. Gene Ontology annotation, molecular function: GTP binding; G protein-coupled receptor binding; GTPase activity. NCBI's taxonomy places the organism in Eukaryota, Metazoa, Arthropoda, Copepoda, Harpacticoida, Harpacticidae. The transcript has 3 exons. Gene Ontology annotation, cellular component: heterotrimeric G-protein complex.